Messenger RNA from Toxoplasma gondii ME49, 3005 nucleotides. Its product is annotated as GMC oxidoreductase. NCBI's taxonomy places the organism in Eukaryota, Apicomplexa, Conoidasida, Eucoccidiorida, Sarcocystidae. Gene Ontology annotation, molecular function: oxidoreductase activity, acting on CH-OH group of donors; flavin adenine dinucleotide binding. The record is from RefSeq and is a predicted model, not a curated record. The coding region runs from base 560 to 2839 and encodes 759 amino acids. The transcript is spliced from 10 exons.
AUACGGAAUAUUGUGGACAUUGCCUCUGACGUGGAAGACGUCAUGCGUCGUCAGAAGCCUAGCACGUUGCCGCCUUUGACUGUGCUCGUUGGUGGCCACAACAUGAAUUCUACGGGCUUUCCCCUACAAACGGAAGAGUCACUGCCUGCCGAACACCUCACCAAGCAAACAAAUCCGACCACCUCAAUUCCCUUUCCUGAAGAGGGUAGUUUAGGGGAAAACCUUGGCAGUCGGUCUACACUGUGGACCCCUAAGGGAAAUGCGAGUGAAAGGGAAAAAACAUCUGCCGAUAGAAACGCGACCGAGCCGCAACAAGGGCCACAUGCUCCACGCCAAAGCAGUCCAGACAGAGAGGCAAACCUGAAAUCAGACAGGGGCAGACGACCGGAAAUCGCCACUUGUGAAGUAGGACUGCUUAUGGUGGAAGGCUCUUGCGUCUUUGUCGAGGAAGAUAAGCUCUUUGAUUUCAUCGUGGUCGGAUGUGGAGCCGUAGGAUGCCCUAUGGCAAGGACACUUGCAGACGCCGGCGCAGCGGUGGAUCAGUAAGGCGUUCAAGCCUAUGCCGCAAGACACACAGUAUGUGUCUAGGUUGGCGAUGAGUCUGCAAGACGAAGGGUAUAAACCGCUUUUCCCGUCGGAUGAGAGGGCGAAGGACUUCAACUGCCCUCGCUCAGGUCUCGGAUGCACUGCUAAGAUUUUGCCUGGUCACGUGUGGGGAGGCGUAACUGUGUUCGACAAGGAAAAGAAUUUCUUCAGGAACGCUGCUGAUGUAUUUGUGUACGAAGCUCCCGGAGUACCUGCUCACCCUGAUCGUCUUUUAGUGAAGACAGAACAAUUUGUGGAGAGAGUUCUCUUCGCUACUUCAAAAGUUUCACAACCGCGGGCUGUGUGCGUGAGCUACCGGCCAUCUUCGGCAGAAGACAUGGCUCCAAUAGGCCUUGACGCACCACCACCACAAAAAACAGGAGAAAGUCGAGGGUUAUUAUCUUCUCUGUUGUCCUACGCUCUCCAAAUGCUUGAGUGGAUUUGGCCUAAUGACUCAUCAUUGGAAAUAGCGUGCCUUCGAGGACAAGGCGAGAUCAUUUUGUCUGCGGGAGCAGUCCACACUCCACUCCUUCUCUUUCGAUCGGGUGUUGGCCCACAAGAACAACUUCAAGAAAUAGGAGUUCCGGCAGUCGCCGUGGUGGAGGAGCUGGGACGCAACCUUUCUGACAGAAUACUUAUUCCCAUACAGAUGUUUCAAAAGGACAACAAAAGAAAGGAGGACAGAAAUCCCAGAGUCUGUCAAGUUCUUGGUGCAAGACACCAAGGACCCCACUGUGACGGAGUUGGCAUCAACGAGCGGACUCUCAAAUGCUCGUUGCUGACAACGGAGGAGCUGUCUGGUCCUAAUGUAAUCCACGGUCUCCUGUGGGCAUCUCACCUGCUGUUGCCACCGUCAUGGAGAGAUCAUCCUGCAGCCCACGCUGUAUUCAACUUUGUUCGAUUCUGCGAAGGAAAGAUGAAGUUUCAGGGAACACUGCAAUAUCCGCCUGCCUGCAUGUUUGUCGAAGGUCUCCUCGACUGUUUGGACCGGAGUAUUUCUCUUUUCUACUUUACGACCGAGCCCAAAUCACGGGGAUACAUUCGCCAACACAAAGACGGACGAGUCGAAGUUGAGGCUAACUACCUCAAAAACGAGCAGGAUUUGUUCGAUGCCACAAGAGGAGUUCAAUCUCUCAUUCAACAAGUCAACGGUGGCCGAUUCGCAGACAUCGUCGAGCCUCUCCAGCCUGGUUCCUGUCCAGUGCUGAUGCUUUACACUGUCGUCAGUCUCUUCUUGGAUUUCGCUCAGGCAGCCGAUCUGCCGCAGUACGAGAAGCAACUUCUUUCGGUUCGACGGCAUUCGACAGAUCUUCAGACGCAUCAUCAUGAACAGGCUCGUGCAACAAUGCCUUCAGCAUCGGAAGACGAGUUACCCUUCCUCAGACUUAUACAAAAUCUUACCGAGUCACGCGGAGGUUUAAAAAAUGAAAAACAACCGUCGGCAAUUCGUGCUGCAGCAAAUGACCCGGAGAGGUCCGAGGGAGCAGCGGCACACGGUACAGCGGCGCAGCCGGUAGAAGGGUUUGAAGAGGAUCUGGGAAAGGUUUUCAAGGACAGAGAGAAGCUCAAGCGGUUGUUCGAAAACGGUAGCGCCCAACAACGCCGGCGGCAAACAAAUAUGUUGCCAGAAACUACCAAACAAUCCAGUCAGAAAAAGGAUGAGUUAGCGCCACAGUCUCGCGUGUGUGCAGCUGAUGCAGAGCCUGCCUGCAAAGACGGACCAAUACAUAGUGACGUCUACACCACGACGUGCAGUGCACACGAUAUCUUCACCAAACGAUAUGGUUCAUCUGCUUGCUCUUCAUCGCCCUACGCGUCUACUGCCCAAGCGGAAAGCCCUGAAAGUUUCAUAUCGUGGCAAGCAGGGUUGGCUGAAGCCGGGAUCCAGCAAUUUUUCGGGGAGCGUUUGCCUCCAGGAUCGGGGCAGUGGGCAGCCACUUAUCCCCCAGUCUUGCCACAAGUUGAUGAUCCGGAGGCAGUGGCGGCCUUCGCCGUCACGUACAUGACAAGUAUCUGGCACUUAGCCGGCACAGCAGCUGUGGGCCACGUGGUUGACCACGAGUUCCGGGUUAUGGGCACCAAGAACCUGUCCAUAGCAGACGCUUCUGUACUCAAUCAGAUGACGCGCCUUAAUCCAACAGCAACUCUGCUCACCCUCGGACGGUAUAUCGGCUUGCUAAAGGUCAAGUCCAGCGAACGCAAUACUAAUAAUGAUAGAAAAUCCGGAGAACACGGGCGAAAAGGGGGACUCUAGUUACCGCUACAUUGUUCUGAAAUGUCUUUUCCCUGAGGCUAAGUCCUGCGUGUGCAGUUUCUUUUACUGUCUUGCAUACAUUCUAAAUGUCAACACAAUGUGGUGACGAUGCCGUGCGUCUUCCCGCAAACAAUGUUUUUGUAUGGCAACUUGAUGCACGGUUCUG